UUUGAGCCGUCAGCGCAUCUUUCUGCGCAUGUUGUUCACAACACCAAUAGGGCGCAUGCUAAUAGUUUUCCUGUUUUAAUAAUCUGUAUCUGCAUUCGUUAAUAAAAAUGCCACCAAAAGGAAAAGGCGGUAAAGCUAGUAAAGGUGCUGCUUCGGGAAGUUCAGAUGCUGAUAAAAAAGAUAAAGCACCUAAAGGCGGCACUGCUUUGAAGGUACGGCACAUUCUCUGUGAAAAACAUGGAAAGUGCAUGGAGGCAAUGGAGAAACUAAAGGCUGGAGUCCGUUUUAGCGAAGUGGCAUCGCAAUACAGUGAAGACAAAGCAAGACAAGGAGGCGAUCUUGGGUGGAUGACUCGUGGAUCGAUGGUUGGAUCUUUUCAGGAUGCUGCGUUUGCCCUACCUGUCAGCUCCAUGGACAAACCUAUCUACACAGACCCUCCUGUCAAGACAAAAUUUGGAUACCAUAUCAUUAUGGUAGAGGGGAAAAAAUGAAGUGGCAUAAUAUAACAUAUGAAACUAGUACACACAAAUUUCACUUUCCUUUAUUGUGUAACUGAUUUCUGGAUUUCACUUUUUCAUGCGACAUUUGCUGUUUCUUUGGCUUUGUACAUUACCAUGCUAAACCUAGAUGUUUUUCAGCUAAACAUUCAGUUUGUGUUGGAUAAAGUGUAUAAAGCUUAAACCACAAAUGGCCAAAUAAAAGCAUAUUUUUGUCACGUUG
Molecule: messenger RNA, 720 nt
Organism: Betta splendens (Siamese fighting fish)
Lineage: Eukaryota; Metazoa; Chordata; Actinopteri; Anabantiformes; Osphronemidae
Gene: pin4
Product: protein (peptidylprolyl cis/trans isomerase) NIMA-interacting, 4 (parvulin)
Exons: 4
Coding region: 108-491 (127 amino acids)
Biological process (GO): rRNA processing
Molecular function (GO): DNA binding; peptidyl-prolyl cis-trans isomerase activity
Source: RefSeq, a predicted model, not a curated record